Adineta ricciae is the source of this 882-nucleotide messenger RNA. The record is from the annotation of a GenBank genome assembly. NCBI's taxonomy places the organism in Eukaryota, Metazoa, Rotifera, Eurotatoria, Adinetida, Adinetidae.
AUGAAUGAAACGAAUAUAGCAUCACUUGUUUUGGGUUUAAUCGCCGGUGUUUAUAGUACAGUUUUUCUACUCUAUAUGUCCGAUAUUAUGUAUUUAAAUAAAGAAAUGUUAAAAAUUAAACAUGAACUAGUCGAUUUAAAGAAUCAAACUGUUCUUAUUAAUAAUUUACCUUCAUCCAACCCAACCGAGAGUCUUUUAUCGCAUAGAAAAGGUAUUUCCGGAAAAGUAUGUUUAUCCUACAAUGAACAACGUCAAAUACUUGAAUAUUUUAAUUUUAUUUGUAACCUGGCUAUUCUUUCAUUCGGAAGUUAUUCAAUAUACGUUCAUGGUAUAGGAACAUCUCAUGGCCUUGCUUAUCGUUUAGUUUUUUUCUUGCUGAAAUUAUGUACCAUAGUUGUGUCCAUUUGGCUCAAUCUUCAUUUUAAUAAGGGAUUACCUAGUGAUAUUUUUCUUUAUAUUUGGAUCGAUGUUAAUUGUGUUGCAUCAGUUUAUCGUAGUUUACGACAAAUAAUAGAAAACACGUCAUUUCAGAUGAUGCAAGCUCUGCGACAAUCACUGACUGCUGAAGCCCAACGACGUCUAACAUUUUUACGUUCUUCAUUGUUCGCACAAAAUGUUCGUUAUGACGCAAGUGAUUCACGUUCAUCGAGUAGACAAAAGAAGGAUGAAAAGCAGCCAAAUCCAACCAAAACGAGUAAUUUAAAUAAAACAAAAACUAGUGAGAAGAAACAAAAACCUAAUAUUGUUGACGAUACCAAACAACCCGGUACAACACGAAAAGAUUGGGGUAAACCGGAUCAAAUAGUCAGUAAUAAUCCACCUUAUGGUAAAGCAGGUGGUUCAAUCGACACACACGAUCCUGAUCGAGGAAAAAAGGCUUAG